ACAUAUCGACUACAUACACUUUCGUACGCUUCCCUCUUUUCGCUAUCACCGAGUCGUCGCCGUCUCUCUUUCUGAAAUCACAAAUGGCUGGUCGUGGAAAAACUCUCGGAUCUGGAGUCGCGAAGAAGGCCACGUCUCGUAGCAGCAAAGCCGGUCUCCAGUUCCCCGUGGGUCGUAUCGCCCGGUUCUUGAAAAACGGCAAAUACGCCGAACGUGUCGGUGCCGGAGCUCCGGUCUACCUAGCCGCCGUUCUCGAAUACCUAGCCGCAGAGGUUCUCGAAUUGGCUGGGAACGCGGCGAGAGACAACAAGAAGACCAGAAUCGUGCCACGUCAUAUCCAGUUGGCGGUUAGGAACGACGAGGAGCUGAGCAAGUUGCUUGGAGAUGUGACGAUUGCUAACGGAGGUGUGAUGCCAAACAUUCACAACCUUCUUCUUCCCAAGAAGGCUGGUGGUGCUUCCAAACCUUCCGGUGAUGACGAGUAGAUUCAGUUUCUCUGUGUUUGUGGUGUUUUCAGCUUAUGAAUGUGUAGCCGUAGGUUUAGGUUAGGUCUUUUAAUGUUUCGUUAGACUACGGUGCAGAGUCCUUUCGUGUUAUAUGAAACCAUGUGUUCUUAAUAUAAGUGUUAUGAUUUGAUUCUCGA
Raphanus sativus (radish) is the source of this 643-nucleotide messenger RNA. Its product is annotated as probable histone H2A.2. Lineage: Eukaryota; Viridiplantae; Streptophyta; Magnoliopsida; Brassicales; Brassicaceae. The record is from RefSeq and is a predicted model, not a curated record. Gene Ontology annotation, molecular function: protein heterodimerization activity; DNA binding; structural constituent of chromatin. Gene Ontology annotation, cellular component: nucleosome. The coding region runs from base 84 to 485 and encodes 133 amino acids. The transcript is spliced from 2 exons.